UUUGACACAACUCAGAUACAAGGUUGUUUUUUUUAACUUUUUAACAACAACAAAAAGAUAAAAAGGGUAGUUCCGGGUCUUCUAAAAACAUUAUUAUGUGAGCCAUGUUAUCUUCAAAGGCUGAUGUAAGUGUUUUACUGAAUGGGACCCAAACAAACAAAGUCGCGGUGUACGAAGGGAUCGAAAAUAUCCUGAAACGGACAACUUUAACCUCCAAGAACUUGGAGAGUUUGAUGCAAUUCUUUAAAAAAGUACUAAGUGAUGGAAACGACGAUGAUAAAGAAGAGUUAUUAAGAAGAUGGGUGAAAUUCUCAAAAAAUUCGAAGUGGUUAUGUGUUGAAUUAAUACAAGAAAUUUGUAAUGGUGUUUGGAAUGAAAGUAUUGUUAAAGAGAUUGUAGGUUCUUUAAUUGUUUAUCAGACCUUGAAUUUGGGAGAAUGUUUUACACAAAUUAACAACGACCAGUUAUGUCGCAAGAUUAUUGAAACUCUUAUUCAAAUAUCACCAUCGAUUCCAUUAAAACCCUACUUAAAUUUUAUUCAUAUAAUUACCAUAAGGAGCAUAUUUGACACAAAGGAUGACUCAACUCAUGCUCUUCUGCGUUUAUUCGUUUUAAGGGUUAUAAAAUCAGUUGAGUUUGGCUUAGAGGCCUGUGAUGAACAAAUAAGAAAUCAUGUUCUUGACAAUUUCAAAAAUAUCUAUAUAAUGAUUAUUGAAGAUCUAAGAAAAUCAAACAAUAGGAUAUGGUAUGAUCUUUGCAUGUUCACAUUGAAAUAUUUUGGGAAAUUAAUGCAUAACGAAAUUGGGUUGUUAAAUGCUCUGUUGAGUAAUAUUGAAUAUGGAUUCAAAAGCAAAAUUGUUGAAGAUAAAAUUUUAUCUUUUGAAUGUUGGAAGGUAUUAAUUGAAGUUGCAAGUUUAGACCGCAAUUAUUUGUGUAGCAGUAAACAAUUAAGACUCUUAAUAAAACCAUUAAAAGUAAAACUAUCCCGCAACGAUUUAGUAACGCAUAAAAGGCUUGAAGUGUGGUUAUACCUCUUAACAGCUUUACAAGAAAAUUCAUUACAAUGUUUAGAGGAGUUUAUGGUUUUUUGCUUUGAAUCGGAAACAUCGAUUGUCAAGGAUGUUUGGCUACAGAGAACGGAAGUUUUUAUGAAUAUUAUCGGUCAUUGCGAGACGGGCGACUGUUGUAUUUCACCCAGAACUUUUAUGCUAAAGAAACCAUUAAUCGAUGGGCUCAAUAUUCUUAGGUACAAAAAGGCUGUUUUAAAUGCAUUAACAAUUUGCAGUGAACAUAUAUUAAUUUGGGAAGUUAAGACUGGAAGGGAAAAGAAAAUACGGUGUAUGUGGAUAUCUACUUUAAGAAUAAUUAGUGCUUUACAUAGUUUGGAUAAAGAAUUAAUUUUAAGGGAUUUAUUUGUUGUCAUGACCACUUUUUGGAAAAAAAAUAAAGAAAAUCAAGAAUAUUUCGACGAUAUUCUCCAACCAAUAUUUAAUAUUUUAUCUAAUUUAGAUUCCGAGAGUUUUGAUUAUUUAUUGCUAAAUGAAAUUAUUGUGUUUCCAAUGGCACAGCUUAUGUUAAAUACUCCAGAUAUUCCAGAAUAUAUAGCUCUUUCUUUCGUUAAUCUUCUGCGUGGUUUAAAAACAGGGAGUGUAUUGGAACACCUCAAUAGGUCGUGCGAAUUAUUAAGAUCUUAUCUCCAAAAUGGAACGCAAGUUUUAUCCGCUUAUAUUUGGCUGGAACUUGCAAACGAAAUGUUAAAUGUUUGCCGAUCGCCGAAAGACAAUCAAUUUGAGGCUUUCAAAAACAGCUUGAACUUUUUAAUGUGUUGGAUUUGCGAGUGUCAAAUACCGAAGAAUUUACAAAAAAUAAUUUGUGACAAAUGGAUGUCCAUUAUGACUGAAAUUGAUGUGAUAUGCGAGGAUUUUAAUACUGUAAUAUUGAGACAUUUUCAAAAAAUUCUUAAAGAUAAUCCGAGCUUUGCUUCUAAUAUUCUUGGAUUUAUUCCUUUCAGCAUAGAAAAAAUUAAUGAAAAAAGUAGUAUUAAUUAUGUAACCAAAGUUUUGGAUGUUGUCCUGGAAAUAUUAACAAUACCUUGUUUAAAUAAAGAUAUGGUUCCUCUUGCUUUGCCUAUAAUUUCAAAGAUCUCUGAAAGAAUUUUCAAAGAAAGUGAUCAAAACCAAUAUGAAUCAUUAAGUUUAAAGCUGUAUGAAUGCUUGGAGUAUUUUCUAAAACCUCAUCAAAUUUACGAUGUUUUAAAAUUAUUUAAACCAAUCUUACCAAAGUUAUCCCAAAGUGUAAAGAAGCGGAUACCCUUAAAGUUAUGUACAAUUAUAAAUGAUCUCACAACUCAUUCCAAUUCAGAAGUUGCUCAAAAUGCUAUCGCAUUAAUGGCGGAUCUUAACAAACAACGUUCACCAACACCUACAACUAACUUUACAACGCCAUCAGUUUCUAGUCGAACCGCAAAAAUCGCUUCAUUGGCUUCAGCAAAUCAUAAACCAUUAAAUUUAUUCGCACAAACUGUUCAAAACUCACCUGUAACCGUUAAAGGAAGCGUUAUUAACAGUAUGGGUACACCAAAAAGUGGGCGAAGUUUGAAAAUAGCCAAUGCUAUGCCCACAUUUACAAAACCAAACAGUAUCAACGACGCAAAUAGUCAAGAUUUUGUGUAUAUUGAUAGUGAGGUGAAAGUUGAUUAUUCAAAAAUGGUUUCACAUCAAAAAGAAGUUUUGAAAAGACGAAAGGAAGAUAUUCCAGCUUUAUACCAAGACUUGAGUCAAAGUCAGCAUAGUUAUGAUUCUCUUAGUCGAAGUAACGAUACUUUAAAUGUUGAAAAUAAAAAUGGAAAUGACCAAAAAAUAUCUGAAAGUCAAUCAAACGUAAUUAUUUUAAGUAAUGUUGUUUUAAGUCCCGAAAUUUUCGAAAAAAAAGUGGAUGUAUCACCUAAAUGCAGUUUUGAUAGUCUUGGACAUAGUGAAAUAAAUUAUGAAGCUAAGCCAAGUGAAUCUGAAAGCUUUUCUUCUACAACAGAUCUUUCAAAUUUAUAUAUUGAUGAAAAUAGUGUUGACGAAAGUGAAGGUAAUGAAGAUAAGCUUAUUAUACAGAAUAAAAGCAUUCAGAAAAUUAAAGGUGAUGAAAGAGUAAAACGCAAAAAGCGUGGAUAUCGACGAAGUGUUUGUAAAGUUAUAAAGAAUAAAAAAGAACAAGUUAUUAAAGAAAAACAAAUUGAUUCAGAUAAAAAUGAAAUAAGAAAAAGUAACAGAAAAUCUUUUAGUUUUGUUCUAUCAACUAUUAAAACUAGAAGUUCUUCGAGCAAAUCUAAUGAAUCCAACAUAACUAAAACACAACAUAAAAACGAAAUUGAUCAAAAUAACUCCGUAAAUGUAAAUGAAGAAAAAAGUUUAAAUUUAGAUGAAACUGUUUGUAGUAUAGAUCUUAUCGCCCAAAUUAAUAAUCAGUUUAAAGAUAAUAAAGUUGAUGAAGAAAAUGAAAAAACGAAUCAAUUAAACAUGGAUGUUGUGGAGCCAGAAAAAUUGGCUCAAUUAGAUCCUUCUGAGCAAAGAUUAAGAAGGAAACGAAGUACUCCAAAAAAGAUACUUAAUAGAGAUAAAUCUAAUAAAUUGAAAGAAAAACAUAAAAUGUAUAAAAAGAAAAUAACUCCAAUUAAAAGAGACUCUGUAAAUAUUAAUGAAGAAAAUGGUUCAAAUUUAGAUGAAACUGCUUGUAGUGUAGAUCUUAUCACCCAAAUAAAUAGUCAGCUUAAAGAUAAUGAAGAAAAUCGAAAAAAGAAAAGGAAAAGGGCAAUGAAUCAAUUAAAAAUGGAUAUUGUUGGGACUGAAAAAUUGAAUCCUUCUAAGCAAAGAUUAAGAAGGAAACGAAAUUCUCCAAGAAAGGAACUUAAAAGAGAUACACCUAAUAAAUUGAAAGAAAAACAUGAAAUUUAUAAAGACAAUAUUCAACAAAUAACUCCAAUAAAUGAUGAAAAUAACAGCGAAAAUAUCGUUGAUACAAAAGAACUGAUUGAUGAGUUGAAAAUGAACGAGGAAAAUAAGGAAUUAAAAGAUAAUCCACAAACACAAAACGAAAAUGUAAUAGAAGAUAACAAAAAUGUUGAUGACAUGAAUGAAACAAGUUCAAAUACAUCGUUAUUGAAUCAAUCGAAUGUUGUAAUUAACGAAGGACACAACGAAGAUGUUAACGCAAGUUUUGAACAUAAUUCACAAGAAAGUAAUGAUAAAGUAAAGAAGAGGGAGAAAAGAGACUCUGUAAAUGUUAGUGAAGAAAAAGGUUCAAAUUUAGAUGAAACUACUUGUAGUAUAGAUCUAAUCGCCCAAAUAAAUAAUCAGUUAAAAGAUAGUAAAGUUAACGAAGAAAAUCGAAAAACGAAAAGGGUAAUGAAUCAAUUAAAGAUGGACAUUGUUGGGAUGGAAAAAUUGGGUCAAUUGGAUCCUUCUAUGCAAAGAUUAAGAAGGAAACGAAAUACUCCAAAAAAGGAACUUAAAAGCGAUAAACCUAAUAAAUUGAAAGAAAAACAUAAAAUUUAUAAAGAAAAUAUUCAACAAAUAACUCCAAUUAAUGAUGAAAAUAACAGCGAAAAUAUCGUCGAUACAAAAGAACUCAUUGAUGAGUUGAAAAUGAAUACUGUUGUCGAGGAAAAUAAGGAAUUAAAAGAAAAUUCACAAACACAAGACGAAAAUGAAAUAGAAGACACCAAAAAUGUUGAUGACAUGAAUGAAACAAGUUCAAAUACAUCGUUAUUGAAUCAAUCGAAUGUUGUAAUUGACGAAGAACACAACCAAGAUGUUAACACAAGUUUUGAACGUAAUUCGCAAGAAAGUAAUGGUAAAGUAAAGAAGAGGGAGAAAAGAGACUCCGUAAAUGUUAAUGAAGAAGAAGGUUCAAAUUUAGAUGAAACUGCUUGUAGUAUAGAUCUUAUCACCCUAAAAAAUAAUCAGUUUAAAGAUAAUAAAGCUAAUGAACAAAAUCGAAUAACGAGAAGGGAAAUGGUAAUGAAUCAAUCACGUUCACGAAAGGGCCGAUUCAUAAAACGCGAUCAAAUAGUGAAGCGUGAUCCACCAUUGAUGCACGCCAGCGUGAACUUGUUAAAUAUGGACACGGAAAAAUUGGGUCAAUUGGAUUCUUCCGAGCAAAGAUUAAGAAGGAAACGAAAUACUCCAAAAAAGCAACUUAAAAGAAAUAUUCAACACAUAACUCCAAUUAACGAUGAAAAUAACAGCGAAAACAUCGUUGAUACAAAAGAACUAAUUGAUGAAUUGAAAAUGAAUACUGUUGCGGAGGAAAAUAAUAAAUUAAAAGAAAACCUACAAACUCAAGAUGAAAAUGAAAUAAAAGACGAUAACAAAAAUACCGAUGAGAAUCAAUCGAACAUUGUAAUUGACGAACACAACGAUGAUGUUAACACAAGUUUUAAAAAUAAUUCUCAAGAAAGUAAUGACAAAAUAAGUCAGAAGGCGAAAAGAGAAAUAUCUCGAUUGCAAAUGAAUAUAGUAGGGGCGAAUAGUUUUGUGGGAGUUACACGAAAAAGAAAUAGCAACAUGAGAAGUAGCGAUCCAUUUAAACAUCUUAUUGGUGUUAAAAAAAGAAGACAUUCCGAUACAAAUAUGAAUAAUAACGAUAAAAAGCAUAGGAAAAGUAAUACAAGUGAUUUAAAUCAUGUUGAUGGAAAUGACAAAAAAGAAAAUGAAACGGACGUCGUACUUAGCGAAUGUUUAUUAAUACAAAGUACUAAUAAAAGUAAUGAAAAUGAAAAAGAUGAAAUGGCAAAAAUUGAUGAGGAUAUCAUUGAAAAUAGUCAACCUCAAAAUGCAUCGAUGUUUCCCUUCAGUAAAUCAGGUAUAAAAUUAACCAACAGUAGUGUGAUUAAAAAUGAAUCUAAUAGUCCAGCAUACAUAACAUUUUUAUCUUUGCUACAUAACCCAAGUAAAGAUAAAAAUGCUACUGCAUGUUGUGAUACUAAUAAUUUAAUUAAUACUGAUAAAUUACAAAUACAAACCCCUCUAGAUCAACUUGCAAACGAAUCGUCGCAAAAUACUUUACUAAUUGAUUUCCCUGAUUCUCCAGAGCUUUCCAUUAGUAUUGAUUUUGUAGCUCCAAAUACAAAAAUAUCGAAGCAAGAAUUAUCUUUAAAAUCAACGAAGUUAUCCCCAAAAAGCAUCAAAAACAAAAUGGAACAAAAUACUAAUCAAUCACUAAAUGCAACGAUUAUGAACACAAACAAAGUCGAUAAAGACAAAGAUUCCAUUAAUAACGAUGUUAGAAAUGAAGAGAAAUCAACAACACCUUCUGUAUCAACUAUUGCAUUACAAAAAUGUAAUGAAUCAAAUUUAUUUGAUCAAAAUAAUUCUAUUAAUAUUGAUAAAUUAUCUCCAAGCAAAUAUAAUAAGCAAAAUAUAAUAGAAUCUAAGAAAAUACCUUCAAAUGAAUCUUUAAAAUCGCCAUUAAUAGCAAGUAUUUCAAAUAUUUUGAAACAAAUACUAAAUAAUACUCCACCCGCGGAUCUAAAUGUACCGAUUUCAAAAAAUUUGGAAUCUAUGGAAUCAAAUAAUCUUAAUGACACUUUAUCAUGUGAUCCAAAUGAAUCGAUUUCUGUUAGUAUUCAAGAAGUGUCACUACCGGUAGAACCCACAAAAAUCGAACUUAUAAAAACAACACCGAAUCCUUUAGGAAAUAUAACCUUAGAUGAUUUUCCAACGGGUUUAAAUAAAAAUGAUGAACAAAACUUGCCGGCUUCUCCCAUCCUUGAAAAUAGAAAUUCGGAACUUUUGAAUAACACCAUCGAUAUUUCUCCAAUAAGACUUGACGACGAAGGUUUGAAAGAAAAUAACGAAACUGGAAAUAAAGUUGAAUCAGAAAUUAGUAAUAAAGUUAAUAGCAAUUUAGAUAAUCCUGAAAAUUGUAAAGUCCAUUCUGAUUCUGAUUUUAAAUUUGAGUUACCCAGCGAUAUUGCCCACUUCAAAUCGGAAGUUGCAAAUAAUUUUAUGAAAGCGCCAAGUGCGAGAUCCGCAAAGUUGAUGAAUUUGUUGCCUCACCAGAGUGUUGUGAAUUUGAGAAAAUCUCCGAAAUCAGUAACGGUUGUUCGAAAACAAAGUGCAAAUGUAAGCGGAUCACCUACUUCUACAGAAAGAGUGCGAAGAAUGAUGUUGAAUUGUAAUGGAAAUAAGAAUUUGGAGGGCGAGAAAGAUAAAGUUAAAAAUGAAGAGAAGUACGAAAUUGUUCACGUUUUGGAAUUUCGAAGAAAUAUUCCUAGCCCGUUUGCAACGCCAAAUAGGAGCAUUUUAAAACGAAAAGCUAGCGAAGCUUUAGAAUGCGGGUUAUCACCAGGUCCAAAACGUAAACGAGUGAACUUUAGCGAUCCUCCAAUAACGGCAGAAAAAAUGUAUUACAAAGAUGAAGCGGAAGAUAUGAAAUCGGAAAAUGAUUCGUGUUUGUCCGAAUUGAAUCAAAGAAAAUCAACACCCAUUUACCCUCCAUUAAUAAACUGUCCAAACGAUAUAAAAGAAGUAUUAAAGCAAAUAAAUGAAGAUAGUAAUUUCUACGACAACUUUCUUUCGUUAAAAUUAAGUACGGUCGGUGAUUUGGCGAAAUUAACUUCGACUCAAGUGAAUCAAAUGGAGUUUCUGAGUAAUCCUAAAGUAUCGACGAUUAUCAGCGCUUUGAGUGCCUUCGCGGACAAGUAUAAUUCUAAAGAAAAAUUGGAGGAACAAGUUGAAAGUUCGAUGGUUCCUUCUGAAGAUCCUAGUUUACCUGUUAACGGAGAUACUGAAAAUAACGCUUUACUUGUUUCGCCUUUUGAACGGUUAAAAAGGGCGAAUACGGACAUAUCAGAUAUGUGGCAAAAUUUAAUGAACAUUUGUACUAGACAAGAGUUAAUGUUAAUAUCUGAAGGCUUGCAGGAAUAUUUGGAGACCAUCUAAAUGCGUGCGUUUUUGUAGUUUCUAUCAUACUUAUUUCCACAUGAUUUAAUUUUAAACGUUUUUUGAAAUAAUUCACGGUUUGUUGAUUUUUUCAUAUAUGUUCAUUUUUAUUUACAAUGAUCAUAUAGUCAAUAUUAACUUCCAUGAUUAAUAAAACAUGUUUACUUUGUGGUUGUCCAAUAGUUAGUACGUUUUAUGCUUUAUAAGCAAUAUAAGUAAAAUAAAAAAGUAUUUAUAAUAACAAAA
This is a messenger RNA of Onthophagus taurus, 8180 nucleotides long. RefSeq names its product homeobox-like protein HDP1. The record is from RefSeq and is a predicted model, not a curated record. Lineage: Eukaryota; Metazoa; Arthropoda; Insecta; Coleoptera; Scarabaeidae. Gene Ontology annotation, biological process: telomere maintenance. Gene Ontology annotation, cellular component: nucleus; chromosome, telomeric repeat region.